GCAACUCGAGGGGCGCGAAAAAAACGCUCACCCAUUCGCGUGGCGAGAAAAAAAAAAAAAAAAAAGUGAUUCGUUUUUUUUUUCUUCCCCCUUUUUACUUCGGCAAGUGGCGAAGGGGAAAAUUCAAACUGAGCGGAUCCAGCAGAGGGGCACUUCCGCCCUCGCGAGCAGGCCGCAUGGGCGUAUACAAGUGUAUAUGCGCGUAUAUAUGCGUACAUAUAUAUACAUACAUACGUACAUAUGUAGGAACAACCUUUCUGCCUCCCUUCUCGAGCGAAGCCAGGCGGCCAUGCCGUAACGUCGGCUGGCGAAAAAAAUGCGAGUUGGUUCGCAGCGGUUACGCAGCGGUUUCGCAGCUGCUAUGUAGCUGCUAUGUAGCUUCCACCCCUGUUAACGCCGCCUCACCCCCCCACCAUGCUGUCGCUGAAGGCGUCCCGGGCGGACAAUUUCUACUACGGGAGCGUGGAGGAGGAGCGCGCGAAGAAGAAGAAGCAGCAGGAGGAGAAGAAGAGAGCAAAAAAGAAAAAGGAUUACAGCGAAAUUAAAUUUGAAAUUCCCUACACCAUUAUAUGCAAUAAAUGCAAAGCGUAUGUGUAUAAAGGGGAGAGGUUUAACAGUGAGAGGAGACAAGUGGGGUUUUACUUGAGCUCCCCCUUUUACUCCUUCAGCUUUACGUGCAAGAAAUGCCCAAAUGAAAUUGCCUUCGAAACCAACCCGAAGGACUGCUCCUAUGAUGUCAUCCGGGGGGCCAGAAAAAAAAACGAACAUUUUGAAAAUGUCUUGACGGAACAGGGGCGCAAUAAUGUUAACUCUAUAGAUUUUGAAAAGAAUAAAAAAAAAAAAACCAACCCGUUUCUCCUGCUGGAGGUGGAGGCCCUCCGCAGGAAGGGCCAAGCGGGGGGGGGUGGAGAAGCCGCGCACCGGGGAGAGAAGCCACCUGGUUCUGGCGAGGCGCACGAGGAGCUCCCCAACGAGGACCGCUCGAAUGGGGAUCACUCGAAUGGGGACCGCUCGAAUGAGGAUCGCUCAAAUGAGGACCGCUCAAAUGAGGACCGCUCAAAUGAGGACCGCUCAAAUGAGGACCGCUCGAAUGAGGACGACCCCCCAAGCGAAGAACAACUGAACGACGUUAUUAAAGAAAACUACAGAAGAAACGAUAAGUUGAAAAACGACUUCUCUUGCAACAGCAAUCUGAGGAAGCAGCUGAGGGAUAUGAAAAAGGACAAAAUUCAGCAGCUGCAGGAGCGCAAGCGGAAGAAUAUUUUUAUAAACAUUGUGGAGGGCGACCCCCUCGAGGAGGUGCUCGUAAAGAGGUACGUGCGCUUUGGGGAGAAGCUCAGGCGGACCAGGGGCGCCCAUCCGAGUGAUCAGGGUGAAGGCGUCCAUCUAAGUGAUCUCCGCAGUAAAGACCGCCCAGGGAACGGCCCCCCGAUUAAGCAGAAACUUGCGAAGAGCAACUUGAUAAAGAAGAAGAAGAGCAGCAUAUUUGACCGGAAGUACCUCAAGAAGGGGAGGUAG
This is a messenger RNA of Plasmodium vivax (malaria parasite P. vivax), 1518 nucleotides long. RefSeq lists its product as hypothetical. The transcript has a single exon. Gene Ontology annotation, cellular component: U2-type spliceosomal complex; post-mRNA release spliceosomal complex. Gene Ontology annotation, biological process: mRNA splicing, via spliceosome. Bases 415 to 1518 code for a protein of 367 amino acids. Lineage: Eukaryota; Apicomplexa; Aconoidasida; Haemosporida; Plasmodiidae. The record is from RefSeq and is a predicted model, not a curated record.